AUGGUGGGAAAGAAGUCUGGCAGGGCCCAAUUGAGGGAGGAAGGCCUCGAGCGAACAGACAACAAUAUGGACCUUACAACGUGGCCCCAGGUCGGCAUGAUCAACCAGAAAAACUACUACACCGAAUUCCUGAAGCGCGACGAGCAGUUCCUGGCCGUUCGAUAUCCGAAGGAUGAAGAAAGGGCACGCAUAGUACAAGAGGCUCGAGAUAAAGAUCGCGCGCGCGCCCUGGGAGCACCGACAGUCGCGGAAGGCACAACCCCUCAGGUCGAUGAGGGCGUGGAUGAGGCAGAGAUGUCAUUUGCAUCUAGGACGGAUAUCUCGAAACUCAUUGUAAUACACCCGGGCAGCCAGAACUUGAGGAUAGGGCUGGGAUCAGACGCCUUGCCCAAGACAGUCCCCAUGGUCAUUGCGCGUAGGUGGAAGGAGAGCGAGUGUGAAGAAGAUGGUGGAGAGCCUAGCCCCAAACGAAUGAAGGUCGAAGGUGCAGUGCCAGCAGACGCUCUCCCUGAGAAAUGGUUCGGAGAAGACUUCGCCGAUCAAUAUAUGGCCAUGUCCUCUGAGUUACGGACACGAAUGCGCUCCAACAAGCGACGUGUAUUGCCGAACUCUAAAGACCUUGUGACAAAUUACAAUCGACGUACACCCCCAGACAUCAUUUCAGAGCACAACGAUAUCAACCGCAUCGAUUUCACAGAGUUGCCAAAAGACCCCAACAAGGCACCCCACUUCUUCACUGGACACGACGCGUUGCGCAUACCCGAGAAGUCAAAACCUCGAUACAAGCUUUUCUGGCCAAUCCGAAAUGGCUGUUUGAACGAGAAAGAUUACGACGACCGCAACCAAAUAUAUCACGAUAUGUCCAAGAUCUUGGAAGAAUCCUUCAGGAAACAACUUGGAAUCACGAGAAUGAAUAGUCUUGUGAACUACAAGUGUGUCCUCAUCAUACCAGAUCUGUAUGAACGCAAUUACGUUACCAUGAUCCUCGACAUCCUGAUACGAGAUCUGGGCAUUGGCAAGGUCUGUCUGCAGCAAGAGAGUCUGUCGGCCACGUAUGGUGCUGGAUAUGGUGUUGCCUGCGUCGUUGAUAUUGGCGCCCAGAAGACAUCGAUUUGCUGCGUCGAUGAGGGCAUGUGUGUCGAGGAGUCGCGAGUUAACCUGAAGAUGGGCGGAUCGGACAUAACCGAGACGUUUGUGAAAAUGAUGCUCUACGGUCACUUUCCGUAUGCAGAAAUGAACUUGAAGCGUAGAUACGACUUUCUGCUCGCAGAAGAGCUGAAACAGAAGUUCUGCUCGAUGGACGAGGGCUCGGUGACGGUGCAGACGUGGGACUUCCACCUUCGAGCUUCUGGUCAGGAUACGCGCAAGUACACAUUCAAGACGUACGAUGAGACGAUGCUCUCAGUCAUGGGCCUGUUCAAGCCUUCGAUAUUCGACAACUCGCGCAAGCUAGAAAAGAGACGAAGCAUCGUACCUCGCUCAGUGGACCUCUACGACGGAUCGCCAAACGACCCCAUCACGCACGCCCAACUCGCGGUUCUCGAGGCCGCGUCCGGCAAACCCGCCCUGGCUGCCGUCAACGGUACCCAAGAACUAAGCAGUAGCGUGAACGUGCUCUCCACGCCUCAACGCCCCCAGCAAUUCAGCCUACUCGGCCGCCUGAACGACAACGAAGCCACGCCCCGCUCCUCAGUCGCAGGCUCCCCCGCCCCCGACGGCACCGGAAUCGGCACGCCCAACCCCGACCGCGACACCCCCAUGGGCGACGCAGACGCCCCGCUCAUCUUCCGCGACCCCGUGCUCGAGAAGAUCAAAAUCGCAGAUGAGCGCGACAAGAUCCUGCCCGUCAUCCCGCUCGACAACGCUAUCCUUGAGUCCCUCGCCCAGGGCGCUCGCGGCGACGACCGUAAGCUGCGCGACUUCUUCGGCGGUAUUAUGCUCGUUGGCGGCGCGUCUAAGACGCCUGGGCUCCGCGAGUUCCUGGAAGCGAGGCUUCGGGAACAGAGGCCGUUUUAUGGUAAGGAGAUUUUGGUGGGCCCCCCGCCGAGAGACUUUGAUCCGCAGGUUGUGGCUUGGAAGGGGGGGAGCGUGUUUGGGCGGCUGAGUGGGCAUGGGAAUGAUAGCUGGAUUAGCAAGUAUGAGUAUGAUAUCCUCGGGGGGAGGCUGUUGAACAACAAGUGUACGUUUGCGUGGUAG
This is a messenger RNA of Dothidotthia symphoricarpi CBS 119687, 2196 nucleotides long. RefSeq names its product actin-like ATPase domain-containing protein. The transcript is spliced from 4 exons. Gene Ontology annotation, biological process: regulation of DNA-templated transcription; double-strand break repair. Bases 1 to 2196 code for a protein of 731 amino acids. Gene Ontology annotation, cellular component: Ino80 complex. The record is from RefSeq and is a predicted model, not a curated record. NCBI's taxonomy places the organism in Eukaryota, Fungi, Ascomycota, Dothideomycetes, Pleosporales, Dothidotthiaceae.